AGUCACAACGAAGGAAGGGCUGCGCGCGCGCGUUUUUCCCAGCGAGGUAGCGGGAGGAUUGCAGACGAGUGCUACAGAGCUCGGCGUGGUCUCCGUGGUAACCGGCUACUGCUGAACCCCGAGUGUAGCUGCCCCACUGUGACAAGCGCCUGAAAUAGCGCGAGGCCAAGGGCGCUUGCAGUGGGAGGGAACACGAGGCUCCAACGCUUGCUCCGCCGCGCUGAAACCUGUCCCCGAGGCGGGUUCGCCAACUGCUACUCUCCCUAGAGGAGGCUGGCGGGAGGCGCGGGCGGAGCUGGGGAGCGGAGGUGGGUGAACGCCCGGGGGGCGCUGCCUGCCAGACUGGCCGCCCGCUUUCUGCCGGAUGGCCAAAGUUUGUGCCAUUUUUGGAGGAUCCCGAGGAAUUGGAAAAGCUGUUGCACAACUGCUGGCAUGGAAAGGAUACCGCUUGGCUAUUAUUGCUAGAAAUCUGGAAGUAGCUCAAACUACUGUGAAUCACCUUGGGGCAGGUCAUAUGGCACUUAGCUGUGAUGUAGCCAUGGAACAAGAUGUCCAAAAUACACUUGAGGAGGUGGAGAAGAAUUUAGGUCAUGUUAAUUACUUGGUUAAUGCUGCUGGAAUCAACAGGGAUGGCUUGUUGCUGAGAACCACAUCUGAAGAUAUGGUAUCCCAAAUUAACACUAAUCUUCUGGAAACGAUGUUGACAUGCAAAGCUGCUGUAAGGCAUAUGCUUCAACAGCAGGGAGGUGCUAUUGUUAACAUAGGAAGUAUUGUUGGACUCAAGGGCAAUUCUGGUCAGAGUGUGUACAGUGCCAGCAAAGCAGGGUUAGUUGGAUUUUCACGCUCUCUUGCUAAAGAAGUAGCAAGAAAGAAAAUUCGAGUCAACGUGGUUGCUCCAGGCUUUGUUCACACAGAGAUGACUGCACGUUUGAAAGAAGAUCAGUUGAAGAAAACUAUUCCUCUUGGAAGAUUUGGAGAGCCUGAUGAAGUUGCACAAGCUGUUGUCUUUCUUCUGGAGUCUCCCUAUAUUACAGGGCAUAUUCUAGUUGUAGAUGGAGGCUUGCAGCUUCUAAUUUAAAUUCCACAACAGCACUUAUAAAAUGACUUGAAUGAGGGAAAAAUAAACUUGGCUGAUGAAGAUUCUGAGGUGUGUAAUCAAGAUGAUGCUUUCAUGAGUUAGCACUUUUUAAUCAAAACAGUAAAAUAAUCAUGUAUAAGUUAAAUAGUAAACUCUAGAAUGUAAGGUUGUAAUGUAAUAGGUACAUUGGUCAGUUAACUAAAGCCUGCAUAUAUGACGCCAAAUGAGGAAAUGCAUGGUGGAUUCAUUAUAGAACUUUUUUUCAUAACUUCUAUGAAGAGGUGGGGAAAUGGUAAUGAUACUAAAUCACACAUUGAAAUUAAGUACAUUUUUUCUGAAUACCAUUCACAUUUUAUGAUUUGGGAUAGAAUGGGAGCAUCACUCUGAAGCACAACAAGACUUAUAACAUUUGUAAGCCUGUUCAUCGGUCAGUGGUGGUGGUUGCUUAGUUGACCAAAUAUUUCAAAUGUUUCUUUUCAGAAGAAAUGGCAUCAUGUGUAAUGAAAUGGUAAACUCCUCUCUAGGAGGAAGGUCCUCACCUUUUGUUUUUAUUCUCCUGCCAAAUAUUUCCUAAUCAAUACAUUUGUUUAGUGCUAUCUAAUACAUGUAAAUAGUUUAUUUUAUUUCUUGUUUGCAGCUGAGGCAAUGGAGCUGGAAGUUUCAUAGCUCUCCAGCAUAACUGAACUGUCUUUGGGGGAUUGAAAUAGUGUGCAGUGAAAAGUAUUAAUCUUGUGUAAAACAAAAGUUUCUGAGUCCUGUUCUAAAAUAUGUAUUCAACUACCAUUGAAAUCGGUAGCAGUGUGAGUGCAUGUUGAGGUCAUUGCUUAGCCCUUGGAGUGUGGGAUGCCACUUCUGUACAAUGAUUCUAUGACAGUAUUGUAAAUCUGAACUGAAAUUAGCAGUAUAGCUGUGACCCUUUCCACAUUUUCCACAGGGACUUCAUUUACAAGCCAGAAUUUGACAGAAAAGUGUGUAAAUGGUACUAUGUCUUCUCAGUGACUGAAAAAAACAGUUUGAUAUUUAAAAAACAAAUAUUUCCAAAAUAUGAAGCCAAAGCAUGGUGAUCCAUAGCUGCCUUUUUACCAGUCUGGCAGAAGAAUCAGUAAACUGGCUGCUAUCUAUAUCUUGUCCUUAGUAUCUUGCAAGAAAAGUGGGUUAUGUGACAUGUGGUGACUGUCAGCCCAACUCCCAUUUUCUUCCAGUGACUAAAAAUAACUUGUUUUGAGUGAGCCCUACAGCCCUAAUUAUUAUUUGUUUCAGGAAAGUAUGGGACCUUUUUUCCAAUUGGUUGGUUUAUUAGCAAUAGGGUGAUGUUUUUUGUUACUUUUGUGAAUAAAGUUUCAGUUUACAUUUUUCCUAUUGGUGAAUAUAGUGGUGCUCUUACAUAUGUCAGAACGUCUAGUUAUACAUCGUUUUAGGCAAUGUGACUAAUAAUAGUUUUAUUGCCUAUUCCAGUCAGUUCUUAAUUUCCCCUUCAUUUUCCAAAUUAACACUCUUGCAUGUCUCAGUCCUCAAAGUUAGAUUCCCUCUGCAUCUCCUUACUGCGUGUCCUCCAGUGACAGAGGGUCUAGUGUGCUAUUUAUACUCUCUGCUUCUUUGGUAGGAUAUGGUUGUCACUGGAGCCCUAUGUUACCCAUAGUUGGCUCUUGUGGGUGUGGGUUCAACAUGAGACUCAGUGAGACAGGCUAUGUUGUAUAGAUCCCUUUUUCCUUAAGUACAAGCUCACCCUGAUUCUUGUAGUCACAGAGUUUAUCCAGUCUUUACUCUUACCUCCUUACCUGACUCAUAAAAACAGGUAGCUGCAGUGCUCUGGACUUUUCGUAGCUUUUGGAAGCAUAGUGCCAUUCAUAUUCCAUCAACAAGAUCUUCAGGUAGGAAUCAUGCACUGUACUUUUCAGACUAGCAUGUACUUUUCUGCCAGGAACUGCAGCAGGAGAGCAGUGGACAGGCUUGCUUCCACACUGGGGAAAAAAUACACAGGAAAUGUGUUAAGCAGCUGAUAGAUAAAUUAUUCAAUACAAUAAACUAUAUUCAAUGAAGGGAUUUCUUUUUUGCCACUUGAGGGCAGUAUAACCAAAGAUAUAAUCAUAUGGGAAAUUGAAUGGUUCAGAUUAAGACAUUUGUAUAAUUCCAGGAAGGUAGAGAUGACUGCUUUGAUUAAAAGGUUGAUACCUAUAAUAUUUCCACCAGUAUUCUCAACUCCAUGUAGACUGUGUUCUCUUGGGAUUUAUGCUGGGAUUUUGAAAGAGGUUGAAGGAAGCUAGGCAUCCAAUUCCCAUUCAAAUUCAAUGGGAAUUCAAUACCUAAGUCCCAUAGGUUCUUGAAACUCCCAACCUUCAAGCUCAUCUCUAUGGCAUUAUUGUUGUUUAUUGUUAAUAGUGUUUCUAUAACUCAGACUAAAAUUGCUUUUGUUCUAUCUUUGCAUAUUUUCUAAAUUACAGACUAUGGUGAGUACCUGUUCUCCUCACUUGUUCCCUUAACACAGGAUGAGAUAUAUUCCAUGAGGUUGAGAUGAUUGUGUUUUACCUGUUACUUAGCACAGGUUUACUUUUUUUUUUAAAGUGCAGAAUGCAAUUCAGUUAAGGGAAAUUAAUCACAGCUGACCUUCCCAAGUCCAAACACAAAUGCUUAAUAUUAGAUACAAAAUCAGGAUGAAAUGAGCUAAGCUGAAAAGGUGUGAGGCCGGAGGGAAGAUACCUUUUAAUGUGCAGGGGCUGAGCACUAUGCUCAAUGCUUGUAUAAGUGCUCACAACUCUAUUGAAGCAUGGAAGUAUUGAGUACAUUUGCUUUUAGCUUUAGUAGCAGUAUAGUGGUUCAGACUCUGAGGUCCCUGAACCCCAUCUCCCCUCAUUCCAUGAAAGGAGCUGUCUGGACUGCAGUAAUUUGAUUCUGCCCAGUCUAUUGUAUCAUUUGUAUGUACACAUCAGAUCAGGUCAAAUACAUUACCUUCUCUUGACUGCUUUUAUUCUCACACUUUUCUAGGGUUUUAACGGUUUAAUUAGCAAUGCAUAGGUUAGCCAAUAAGAAUAUGAAACUUUUGAUACCAAUGCAAUAUUAUUUUUUGAGAGACUUAAUAUACCCCUAUAGAUUGCCAGUGGUGGGUCUGAUGGCACCACCAUGUGUUCUUGGACAUGCCAAAUGAGAGCCAUUGACUUAUUGUAUCAAAUAGAUGUGGCAUUUAUGCCCACUUUGGGACUGAGUGGUGCUGAGCACAUAUGACUCCCAGUAUAGAUGGUCAGUUGGGGAUCAGGCCCAUAGGAAGCAACUGGAGUUAUUUGUGACUCAGUAUCUAUAUUUAUUAGGGGUGUCGAUUAAUCACAGUUAACUCAUGCGAUUAACUCAAAAAAUUAAUGGCAGUUUUAAUUGCACUGUUAAAUAAUA
Molecule: messenger RNA, 4459 nt
Organism: Trachemys scripta elegans
Lineage: Eukaryota; Metazoa; Chordata; Testudines; Emydidae
Gene: CBR4
Product: carbonyl reductase 4
Exons: 6
Coding region: 365-1078 (237 amino acids)
Biological process (GO): fatty acid biosynthetic process
Molecular function (GO): oxidoreductase activity, acting on the CH-OH group of donors, NAD or NADP as acceptor; quinone binding
Source: RefSeq, a predicted model, not a curated record